Moneuplotes crassus is the source of this 768-nucleotide messenger RNA. The record is from the annotation of a GenBank genome assembly. Lineage: Eukaryota; Ciliophora; Spirotrichea; Euplotida; Euplotidae.
UUUUGUAAUUUAUGAAAUAAUUUAGAAAAUGACUUCAAGAGGCGAAGACGAAUAUGACUACUUGUUCAAAGUGGUCCUCAUAGGAGACUCAGGAGUGGGCAAGUCCAAUUUGUUAUCCAGGUUCACUAAGAAUGAGUUUAACUUAGAGUCUAAGACUACUAUUGGGGUUGAGUUUGCUACUAAGACGAUUGAAUGAGAAGAUAAAGUUAUUAAAGCACAGAUUUGGGAUACUGCUGGCCAAGAGAGGUACAGAGCUAUUACUAGCGCUUAUUACAGAGGAGCAGUUGCAGCAUUGCUUGUGUACGAUAUUACUAAGAUGAAUACAUUCACCAACGUUGAAAAAUGGCUCCAAGAAUUAAAAACUUAUGCAGAUGAUAAUAUUGUAGUGAUGCUUGUUGGUAAUAAAACAGAUCUAGCCAACUUGCGUGCAGUCAAGGUAGAAGAAGCCAAAGGCUUCGCUGAAAAGAAUGAAUUGGCAUUUAUUGAGACCAGCGCUUUGGACUCCACCAAUGUUGUUGAAGCCUUUGAGCAGAUAAUACAAAUUUACCAUCAAAUGGGCUCAGAACAUAUUCGUCAGAAUGAUGAUGAUGACGAUGGUGACGAUAAAAUAACUAAAGGAAAGCCAGUAGAAGGUAUCUCUAGUCAUCUUCGUAAUCCUGUGAAGCUCACUCAAGCAAGUACAGAAGCUGAUAAAUCUAAAGAGAAGAAGAAAGGAUGAUGCUAAAUAACCCGUUAAUUUCCUACAAAAGAAGUAAGUCAAUUUAAACC